Molecule: messenger RNA, 1246 nt
Organism: Brassicogethes aeneus
Lineage: Eukaryota; Metazoa; Arthropoda; Insecta; Coleoptera; Nitidulidae
Source: the annotation of a GenBank genome assembly
AAAAGGUAAAAGACAUGUUAUGCAACCCCGAUACAAUAGUAUAAUUAUGGUUGUCUAAGUUUGACGUUUGCGCAGAAUAAUGACAUUUCGUUUUUCCGUAAAUUUUGUUAUUAAAUGUAAAUGGGUCUGUGAAAAAGCGAAUAAAUCCUCCUGAAUACCGUGUAAACCUUCUGUUAAAAUGGUAGAUUGCGAAAAAGAGGAGGCACGUAACUUGCAAAGGGAAUUCGAAUGGGUCUUAAAACAAGAAAUACACAUUGGAUUAGAGCAAAUACAUAAAAUUUUAGUGGAAUGUGCAAAAAAAUUUCCUGUACAGCUAUAUGGGAAUGAUAACUCGCUGAAAAAGGACAAAUUUGUUCUUUCAGUAACUCCUGAAAAUUUAAAAUGCAUUGUUACGCUUACAGGAGACAGUAUCACCCAUGCAGACAUAAAUUUUAAAGUAACCAGACAAACUACAACAACAAUUGUUCGUACAUCAAUACAAAACGAUUUUCCAUGGAAAUUGCAGCAGGUCCAAGAUGCAGCUAAUCAUUUACAACAAGCCAUAUAUCACAUUGAUGACGUAGGAAAAAAUUACAAAUUCAAAUCUUCAGACGAAGUUCUCCAUAUCCUUGGAGAAAUUUUGGGGAGUCUCCAAAGAGGCAGGACCAGUCUUAUAGUUCCUAGAAAAAAAGCAAUUGAUGACUUGAUGAAAAGCAGAAACAUGAAAUCCUUGUCGCCCAACUUGGCGGAGGACUUGGCGAUCAGUUUCUACAUUCAAAGUCACAAGUUGAUUUUCGCAAUCUACCAGUUAACCAAUCAGCACGGCACGAUGCAGUACGAGUCCAGUCACGCCGAAUGUUCGGUGCCGUGGUUGAACGAAGUUUUGGUGUUCUUCACCGUCAGCUUACAGCUGUGCCAGCAACUCAAAGAUAAGGUAAAUGGGUUUAAGAGUCCAGAGAUAUUUGAUCCAAAGAUUUAGGAAAACUAUAGAUUUUAAGAUUGAAGUCAUUUUUUGAUGAUUUAUUAACUAAUUUAUUUUUUCAGAUUUACGUUUUUUCACAGUAUAAAGAUUUUACUGUCGGUUCGCGAUCGGUAAGUCCCUAUCCCACAUAAUAAUCUCAAAAAUCUGUGGAUUUUUCGAAACUUUGUAGAUAAUUAAUAAUUAUGAUAUUGUCAAUUUAUAUAUCGCUGUAUAUAAAAUAGGAAAUAAUUUUAUCGUUUAUAGACCAUCGACUUUUUUAAUUGUUUAAGAAAUAUAUUAUUUAUU